This is a messenger RNA of Guillardia theta CCMP2712, 447 nucleotides long. RefSeq lists its product as hypothetical. Gene Ontology annotation, molecular function: guanylate cyclase activity; peptide receptor activity. The record is from RefSeq and is a predicted model, not a curated record. The annotation marks the transcript as partial. NCBI's taxonomy places the organism in Eukaryota, Cryptophyceae, Pyrenomonadales, Geminigeraceae. Gene Ontology annotation, biological process: cGMP biosynthetic process; intracellular signal transduction; receptor guanylyl cyclase signaling pathway. The transcript has a single exon.
GCGGUCGUGCUUCAGCUCGACAUCUGCAGGUUUACCGCCAUGUCGCAGACGAUGAUCCCCUUGCAGAUUGCUGAGAUGGUCCACCAUAUCUUCUCGCGCUUCGACGAGGAGGUGAUGGAUAAGAAACUCUUCAAGAUCGACACGGUCGGCGACGCUUACAUGGUGGCUGGUUGGCUGCCCUGCGACAGGGACUGGUACCUCAAGGAAGUGACUCAGACCUCCUGCUCCGCCAUGCUCGCGCUGGCCAGGAAGAUGCUGCGGGUGAUGGCAGACUACAGGAGGGAGAAGGGGUGCGAUGUAGGGUGCCGGAUCGGGAUCUCGGUGGGGGUGGUGGCGUCGGGGAUCCUGGGGAGAAAGCAGUCGAGGUUUCACGUGGUGGGGCAGGCGAUGAGGGACGUGGAGAUGCUGGAGCAGAACGCGCUUGAGAACUCAGUGCAUGUAAGCGAC